Molecule: messenger RNA, 1293 nt
Organism: Lasiodiplodia theobromae
Lineage: Eukaryota; Fungi; Ascomycota; Dothideomycetes; Botryosphaeriales; Botryosphaeriaceae
Product: Kelch domain-containing protein
Exons: 3
Coding region: 1-1293 (430 amino acids)
Source: RefSeq, a predicted model, not a curated record
AUGGCUCCCACUCUCUCCAAGCCUACGCUCUUUCUGGGCCUUCUGGCCGCACAAUCUCUUGCCACGCCUACUCCUGAUAAGCGUUCUGCCGCUCCUUCUUGCGUAAACAACGCCAGCAACGGCCAGGUCUACCAGGGCACCAACUCCCAGUGGAACAUCGAGUGUGGCACUGACUAUGCCGGCGGUGACAUGGGAAUGUCCUGGGUCGACUCCUUCGAGGCCUGUAUCAGGGACUGCGACGCCACCACUGGAUGUCUUGACGUUGCUUUCGUGCAGCCAAACGCGUGCUACAAGAAGAACGUCCUCACUCCGGCCGUCGCCAACGCGGGCGUGUGGACUGCGAAGAAGGCUGGUGCUUCCAGCUCGUCUUCGUCCCUUACCUGCGUGAACAACGCCGCCAAUGGACAGUCGUACACGACGUCAAAGGGCAUCUUCAACAUCGAGUGCGGCGUUGAUUAUGCCGGCGGCGACCUGAGCUCCUCGACCGUCGCUUCGUUCGAGGCCUGCAUCAACGACUGCGCCUCGACCACGGGCUGCAUCGACGUCAGCUACGUCAACGGCGCGUGCUACAAGAAGAGCACGCUCAACAGCGCCGUUCAAGUCUCCAGCGUCUGGACCGCCAAGCUGAGCACCGCUUCCACCUCCUCAGGCCCUUCGUGCCCGGCGAGCAACGGCCUCAGCACCACCGUCUCCACCGGCGGCGCCUACAACAUCCUGUGCGGCACCGACUACGCCGGCGGCGACAUGAAGGAGGUCGACACCACCUCCUUCGAAGCCUGCCUCGAGGCCUGCGACCAGAACACCGGCUGCGUCGCCGUCUCCUACGUCGCGCCGGCCUGCUACCUCAAGAACGUUCUGAACACGCCGAAUGCCGUGUCGUACGUGUGGGGCGCGACGAAGGCGAUCGAUGUCCCGACCGCGUGCCCGGCGGCCGAGGGCAAGACGGUGACGGACGAGAGCGGCAACUCGUACACGAUCAAGUGCGACUACGACAGCCCGGGCUUCGACUUCUACGUCGUCAAGGCGGAUAGCUUUGACGCGUGCAUGGAUGUGUGUGCCGGGCAGCAGGACUGCGUGGGCAUCGCGUGGGUGCCCGACUACAACGACUGCUGGCCCAAGUACUACAUGCCCGAUUACGCCUUCUUCUCCGACGCGACGCUCAACUACGACGUCUGGCUCGCUAUCAGGGACGCCGAGGAGCCUGAGCUUGAGGAGCCGACCGAGCAGGAGGGAUGGAAUACCCCCGAGCCGGAGGAGCCUGUGGUCUCCUGGUCUGAUGAUGAGGAGGAAUGA